Messenger RNA from Mixia osmundae IAM 14324, 1245 nucleotides. RefSeq lists its product as uncharacterized. The record is from RefSeq and is a predicted model, not a curated record. Gene Ontology annotation, molecular function: iron-sulfur cluster binding. The transcript has a single exon. The coding region runs from base 1 to 1245 and encodes 414 amino acids. NCBI's taxonomy places the organism in Eukaryota, Fungi, Basidiomycota, Mixiomycetes, Mixiales, Mixiaceae.
AUGGGAUGGACGAGCUCGAUGUUGCCGCUGCCGAGCCGAUGGACGACUUGCCAUGGUCGGACGCUGCUCGUGCAGCCCAGCAUGAGCAGACGCACGCUAGCGACGGCUGCCGCCACAGAGGGAUUAGCAGGAACGGCGCCCGAAAUGAAGCGACACCUCAUCUUGUUCACUGGCAGAGAUGACUCGACAUGGCCUAGCCAUAUAGACAAAGUGUCUCCUCUGUACAGAUCGCUCAAUCGGCUCACGUCAGUGCCAGCAAUGAGUCGAUCUGGCACGAUUUCCGUCAAUAUCUCCUCGACCAAAUUAUCUGGUUUGACGAGAUCAGCGGGCAAGCCAUGGGAUCCAACAGUCAGCAAAGUAGACAAGGAAGUCAGUGAAGAUCAAGCUGGAACAGAGGAGUACGGAGCGGUGAUCUAUCCGGAGAUGCUCGAGGUGCCUUUUCCAUUAUCGAUGGCGACACUCAGCGAUUUCCAAGCCUUUUACGAGUCACUUGUCUUGCCAGAAGCGAGAGAUGUAGACAAGAAGCAUAUUUUCGUCUGCACGCACAACAACAGAGAUUGUCGAUGCGGGGUGAUCGGCUCACAGCUCUUCACUGCUUUGGCGCGUUAUAUUCGGCGAACGCCAUCGCUUGCCAAGAACGUGCAAGUGCAUCCCAUUGCACAUAUCGGCGGUCACAAGUAUGCGGGCAAUGUUAUCGUCUACCCGCAAGGCGACUGGUACGGUCUCAUCCAGCCAACAGAUGCGAGCGACUUUGUCAAGCGAGUCGUCAAGGAUGACAAAGUCUGGUGGUCACGCUGGCGCGGUCGUACCGGUCUCUCAGCUCUAGAACAGAAGCAGCUCUACAACGCUUCCAUCGCAACGGAAACAGUAGAUCCUAAGAAUGCAAAACGACUGGAACGAGUCGCCUUAGGCGACACGCUGCAGUUACGACUGACGACCCACGAUGGCGAGCAUGUCGAUGUGACUGGCUUCGAAGGCGAGUCUGUCAAAGAUGCUCUCAGGCGGCACGAGUAUGUAGAGGCGACGUGCGGAGGUGCAUGCGAGUGCGCUACUUGCGCAGUCGCUUUCAUCGACGCUUCAGAGAUUCCUCUCCCUGCUCCUGCUAUCUCCGACGAAGAGCUCGACCAGCUUGAAUUUGCAAUCACUCGCAAAGACACUUCUCGUCUUUGCUGUCAGAUACCUCUGACUAAGGAGCUUGCCGACUGGAACGAGCGCGGUGGCAUCAUCGAGCUACCGAGAUACUAG